GGCACGGAAGUAUUUUGGAAAGGCUCUACGCAUGCUAAAUCAAGCUUGUUCACUAACUACUUAAGUUCGGAUAUAUGAUGAAAUAUCGCAUCUAAUACGAUACCCCAGUUCUACCAUAUAUCCCUCCUCUCAUACCUCGUCUUACCUUGAAGUUUGAACCCAUACCAUAGUCGGCUAUCGACGGGUUAAAUUGUGCUCUAUCCAACUGAAAACCUCAUAUAUUUGCCUUCGGAGUUUAUUAUGGUGGCCUGACGUAUUGUCUCAACCAUAAGGGAUGGGUGCUAGCUUUAGUUUCUCGUCGAUGCUUGCUGGGCUCUAUAUAUUGGGUGGUACAGCAUAUGUUCGGUCAUCAUCAAAGGAUAACACCCCGCCGGGAAGCUUAUGCCCGGAAAGAUGCCCUUACUUGCUAUUGUUUAAAUGUGAUACACGCCGACUCUCACCCCCAGUCCAAAUUCUUGGAGUACGCUGCUAUCCCUCAGUUGUGGCGCCUGCAGCCCAAAAAGAAAUGCCGUGGGUGUUGCCGAUCGUUCACAACCGGAGUCGAAAGACUUCUUAUGACUGUGGGACGUUAUAAGUUGCGAGAUGCAUUGUGCUGUGCCAUCGGCACGAUGCCUGUUGUUCUAGAGCGCAAAAUCUGAUCGCCGUUAGGAACCUUCAGGAUUGACCCAUCGAACUGAGAUCUAACAGAUCUAAUAGAGCUUGAUCAAGUAACAAAAGGCGAAACAACAGAUCCUUACUCGUAAAAACACUAAAUCCCCGACAUUACAGAAGGCAAAUUAGAAUACGUACGAGUUAUGCAAAAGCAAAAGUGACAGCCAAUGCUCUAGAAGAACAGGUACAUAGUGCUCCAUUUGUAUUAUACCAUGUCUGUGCACGAUCCUUCCGGGCCGUGCCACACACCGACGCGAUGCAACGCAACGUCGGUAAUCAUCUGACUAGGUAGGUAUGGGGGGAGGAGAUAUGUAAUGGAGGUCAGCACUGUAGUAAUCCGCAAACGCCACACCCGCUGCAUGUUGGAGGCCCUGUUGAAGUGUUUUAGUGCUUAUCCAUCAAGCCUACAAUACUGUUCAGAACACUAAAUAGCAC
Molecule: messenger RNA, 1086 nt
Organism: Daldinia loculata
Lineage: Eukaryota; Fungi; Ascomycota; Sordariomycetes; Xylariales; Hypoxylaceae
Exons: 2
Coding region: 275-574 (99 amino acids)
Source: RefSeq, a predicted model, not a curated record